GCGAGAUUGAAGACAUGUGCUGAGCAUUGGCUGGCUGGCUGUGUAGUUAGAUAAAAACGUUAUCUAGCUAGCUAGCUGGUUUGUUUAGCGGGGAGAUAAUUAUAUUGUGGGUCUGUAUUUGAUGGUGUUAGGGCGAUCUUGCUGGCAACAACGCUCGUCUUAAUCCCAAUAAGAGUGCGGUAUGACGAUGGCCGUCACGCGCACGGAGGUUUUGUCUUUGUACCGGCGCGUGCUCCGUGUCGUGCGCAGCUGGCAAGCUCAGUCUGCGCUGCCGCGAGACACCGAGACCGAGAGGAAGUAUAUAGUGCAGGAGGCGCACGCGCUGUUUAGGCAAAACCAGAAGCUGACUGACCAAGCAACAAUCAAAAAAUGCAUAGCUGAAUGUGAAGCAAGAAUAGAAAUGGGAAUGCAUUACAGGAAUCCAUACCCAAGACCAGUGUAUCUUCCUCCAAUGGGUCUGGCCACUCAGAAGGGCAGGAAACUACGAGCCCAGCAGAGUCUGAGGAAGCAAGCCAAGCCUUUGUAUUUACAGUCACAUGAGGAGACAUAACACACGCACACACCUGUCAUUGUCCAACAGAAGAAUGCACAUUUAAAAAGUCCUAAAUUAUUAGGAAUGUGAAAUAUUUAGAAAUAAAACACUUUAAAUCUCUUCAUAAUUAAACUUGCAUCAUAACGCUGGACAAUGACCAGUGUUUUUGUUAAUGGAAUAAAUCUGUAUAUAUUCCCUUGAAUGUAAAUUUAUUUAUAUACCCAUGUAAUAAACAGAUAAAUGAUAUAUA
Molecule: messenger RNA, 782 nt
Organism: Electrophorus electricus (electric eel)
Lineage: Eukaryota; Metazoa; Chordata; Actinopteri; Gymnotiformes; Gymnotidae
Gene: lyrm1
Product: LYR motif containing 1
Cellular component (GO): mitochondrion
Source: RefSeq, a predicted model, not a curated record